Molecule: messenger RNA, 849 nt
Organism: Condylostylus longicornis
Lineage: Eukaryota; Metazoa; Arthropoda; Insecta; Diptera; Dolichopodidae
Exons: 3
Coding region: 1-849 (282 amino acids)
Source: RefSeq, a predicted model, not a curated record
AUGAUACAAAGACAUGUUAGAGAAGAUGAAACGAAGUCGAAAGAAAAAUCAAAUAGUAACAUUUCUCCAAUUUUAAGCGAAAUCAUGAAGGGAUUUAUAAUUUUGUUAUUAGCUACUGUUGGAGUUUCUGUCGCUGCUCCACAAUACAACUAUCAACCAGUUGGUCAUGGCGGUGGAUCAUUUUUAGGCGGUGGUGGUGCUGCUGGUAAUUUUGGUUUAUCACCAAGCUUUGGUGGCGGAUUUUCCCAUGGUGGUAUUGGUUCUCAUGGUGCAAAUGUUAUACAAAGUAACCAUCAACCAAUUGUAUCAAAACAAUUUUAUAUUCACUCUGCUCCAGAGGAGCAUGAUGAUGGUGGUGCCGAUAAAGUUAUUAAUUUAGGGCCUUCACGUAAAAACUAUCGUGUUGUAUUUAUUAAGGCGCCAAAUGCUGCUGUUGGUGGAGGACGUAUUCGGUUCCAAGCACCAGCUAAUGAAGAAAAGACUGUAAUUUAUGUAUUAAGUAAGAAAACCGAUUUGGCUGAUAUUCAAGCUGAUGUACAACAGAGUCAUGCACAAAAUACUAAACCAGAAGUUCAUUUCAUUAAAUACAAGACUAACGAGGAAGCUGCUCAUGCUCAAAGAACAAUUCAGGCACAAUAUGAUCAAUUGGGUGGUACAUCUCAAGUUUCUGAUGAAGGCGUUGCACCAGUACAAUCGUUCAUUGGUGCUUUGGGUGAUAGUAAUGCUCCAGCAGCUAGCCAAAUUGCUGGUACAGGUGCAUCAUUCGGUUCUACGGGGGCUGGUUUUAGUGGUGGAAUUGGUGGUGGAGUUAGCGCUGGUUCUAGUUCUUAUUUACCACCCAGUAUAUAA